GCGCGCGCGCCAGCCACGCUCGUCCCGGCGCCAUGAGUGAGGAGGGCGGCCAGGCGGCCGCGCCGGCCACCUACAAGUCGACGUUCUCGACGUUCCGCGGCGAGGAGGGCGGCGAGCGUCGGUCACGGCGCGUCGAGCUGGCUGAGGGCGGCCGCCGGCUGCCGGGCUUGCCGCGCUACGGCGGCUCCAGCUUCUCGGCCGCCGACCGGCCGACGGCGGCCGCAGGGCCCACCUACCGACUGGCCAGCCUGGACCGGCUCGCGCACCGGCACAAGCUGUACGCGUCCGAGUCCGCCGAUCUGAACGGCGUCGGCGACGUGUCCGACGUGAUGGAGCCGUCCCCCGCCGGCCUGCAGAACAGGCGCGAGAUGUUCUUCCGGGGCGAGACGCCACCGAGCGGCGCGCCGCCGCCCGUGCCGAAGGAGGCGGCGAGUAAGGCGCCGGCGCCGGCCGCGCCGUCCGCCGCCGGCCGCCAGACACGGGACCGCGACAACAAGGAGAACCGGCCCGAGGUUUCGCCUAAGCCAGAGCCGGCGAAGGAGCCGCCGGCGCCGGAGCCGAAGCCGAAGCCAGAGGUGGAGACGGCACGCCGCGCAGAUGAGGAGAACAGGGAGCGUCAGCAGCGCGGCCCGCAGCGGCGCGCCCGUCAGCUGGACGGCUACGUCGGCUUCGCCAACCUGCCCAACCAGGUGUACCGGCGCGCCGUCAAGAAGGGCUUCCACUUCACGCUAAUGGUGGUCGGCGAGUCCGGCCUCGGCAAGUCCACGCUAGUCAACUCGAUGUUUAUGUCAGACAUCUACAACAACGAGUACCCAGGUCCAUCGCACCGCAUCCAGAAGACGGUGGCCGUGGAUAAAACCGUGGUGCACGUGAAGGAGAACGGGGUGAACCUGAGCUUGACGGUGGUCGACACACCUGGCUUUGGAGACGCGGUGGACAACAGUAAUUGCUGGCAGCCGGUGAUCGAGUUCAUCGAGUCGCGGUACGAGGAGUACCUGAACGCCGAGAGCCGCGUGCGCCGCUCCGAGGUGGUGGACUCGCGCGUGCACUGCUGCAUCUACUGCAUCGGCCCAUCCGGUCACGGCCUGAAGCCGCUCGAUGUCGAGUUCAUGAAGCGGCUGCAUGACAAGGUCAACAUCGUGCCAGUCAUCGCCAAGGCCGACACUAUGACGCCCGAGGAGAUCACCCGCUUCAAGCGCCAGAUCCUCAACGAGAUCGCCCAGCACAAGAUUCGCAUAUACGAGUUUCCGGAGUGUGACGACGAGGAGGAGGCGCGCGCGCAGAAGGCGCUGCGCGAGCGGGUACCGUUCGCCGUAGUCGGCGCCAACACUAUUGUCGAGGUGGACGGCAAGAAGGUGCGUGGCCGCCGGUACCCGUGGGGCGUGGUCCAGAUCGAGAGCAUGGACCACUCCGACUUCAUCCCGCUGAGGAACAUGCUGAUCCGCACGCACAUGAUGGACCUGCGCGACGUCACUAGCUCGGUCCACUACGAGAACUACCGGUGUCGGAAGCUAGCCGGUGUCGGCACGGACGGACGACCCUCCAAGAUCGUCAACAAGAUCAUGAACACGUUCAUGACCAUCUGGAACCCGCUGGCGCAGAUGGAGGAGGAGAAACGGGAUCACGAGCUCAAGAUGAAGAAGAUGGAAAGCGAGAUGGAGCAGGUGUUCGAGAUGAAGGUCAAGGAAAAGCGGAGCAAGCUCAAGGAGUCGGAAGAUGACCUGCAGCGGCGGCAGCAGCAGAUGCUGGCGCCAUUGGAGGAGCAGCGCCGCCAGCUGGAGGAGCGGCGCGCCGCGUUCCUGCGCGAGCGCGAGGACUGGGAGCGGCUGAACGGCGUGACGGUGGCUGAGCUGCGCCGGCGUGAGCUCGAGUCACACAGCAAGGAAACCCUGACAAAGCACUCGAGCUUGCUGACGCUGACCCGCCAGUUUAAGGCCAGAUUCUAGCGCGCCGCCGGCGACUGACGAUGGACGGCAAAAAGAAACGGAAGGGCCUGUUCUAGUGGGUGCCGGUGCAGACCGGGCCCGUGACCGCGCCGCCGCCGGUGCCGCGCUGAACGGGAUGCCGCCGGGACGCAGUGAGACCGCUCGCGCCGGCGCGGACGGCGGCAGUGUGGGCGGCGGUGGCGCGGCCGCCGUCGGGCGACGUCGGCUGGCGCGGGCCCGAGGCGCCGCGGGAUGGUGCCGCCGGUGAGCUCAAACUGGUGGCCGGUCCGCAUAUCGCCCUGUACAAGCCGAUGGCGCGACGCCGGCCCCGCGUGACCGGGAGGCCGCAGACGCCUCGCGACGGACUGCGCACGCCGUGCCGUGCAAACUAGGCUAGUGUUCUGUGUCGGAUGUGGAGUGGGCGCCGCUCUCCUGGUCACAGCCUCCGGCCGUUCGUUGAAGCUAGGCCCCCCGCUAGCGGCCGGAGCUUGUCAUUCUGUUCGGACGGCGUCUACUUCGUGUAUUUGGUUUGGUGCCAUGAGGAAAGUCGAUCGCCGUAUUUUUUCAGAUUUGUAUCAUUAACGUUUUGUACAAAAUAAAUAUUCCUUGGAUUAUUUUUCA
This is a messenger RNA of Pollicipes pollicipes, 2546 nucleotides long. Its product is annotated as septin-7. Gene Ontology annotation, molecular function: GTP binding. The transcript is spliced from 14 exons. The record is from RefSeq and is a predicted model, not a curated record. The coding region runs from base 33 to 1946 and encodes 637 amino acids. NCBI's taxonomy places the organism in Eukaryota, Metazoa, Arthropoda, Thecostraca, Pollicipedomorpha, Pollicipedidae.